GUUUUCAUCACUUCUUUCCCACCCUCCCUUCGGGUAACAGUACAGACGAGAAGAGGAGGUAUUCCUCAUUUCCUGUUUCCGUAGAUAGUCCCAGGACCAUCGUUGCGUUGACCGGAGCACCAGCUUCCGAUCUUAGCAGUGCCUCUCAGGAUGGUGAAAGAAACGGAAUACUACGACGUCUUGGGCGUCAGCCCUACAGCUACAGAGGCGGAGAUCAAGAAAGCUUACUACAUCAAGGCGCGGCAGGUUCAUCCGGAUAAAAAUCCCAAUGAUCCUCUUGCAGCACAUAAUUUUCAGGUUUUGGGGGAGGCUUAUCAAGUACUAAGUGAUCCAGCACAACGGCAAGCAUACGAUGCUUAUGGGAAAUCUGGAAUUUCAACUGAAGCAAUCAUUGAUCCAGCUGCGAUCUUUGCAAUGCUCUUUGGGAGUGAGCUCUUUGAGGAAUAUGUAGGCCAGCUUGCAAUGGCUUCGAUGGCUUCACUUGAUAUUUUCACAGAAGGGGAACAGUUUGAUGCCAAAAAGCUGCAAGAGAAAAUGAGGGUUGUUCAAAAGGAAAGAGAAGAGAAACUUGCAGAAAUUUUAAAGGAUCGGCUCAAUCAAUAUGUACAAGGAAACAAGGAGGGUUUUAUUAGUCAUGCAGAAGCUGAGGUAUCAAGACUUUCUAAUGCAGCUUAUGGUGUUGAUAUGUUGAAUACGAUCGGUUAUAUAUAUUCAAGGCAGGCAGCCAAGGAGCUUGGGAAGAAGGCAAUAUAUUUGGGAGUGCCAUUCAUAGCUGAGUGGUUUAGAAACAAAGGCCACUUCAUUAAAUCCCAAGUAACAGCUGCAACAGGUGCAAUUGCUUUGAUUCAAUUGCAAGAGGACAUGAAACGGCAGCUCAGUGCAGAGGGAAAUUAUACCGAGGAAGAGCUUGAAGAAUACAUGCAGUCUCAUAAAAAAUUGAUGAUUGAUUCUCUGUGGAAGCUUAAUGUUGCUGAUAUUGAAGCCACUCUUUCCCGUGUUUGUCAAAUGGUACUCCAAGACAACUCUGUGAAGAGAGAGGAGCUCCGUGCACGUGCAAAGGGAUUGAAAACUAUGGGGAAAAUCUUUCAGAGGGUUAAAUUGGCCAAUGUGAAUGAGAAUGAGGCUGCAUUUAAUAAUUCAAUCCACAAGCUUGAUGGCGUUGAACGGAGUUAUGAUGCUAGUUCUCCUGAUACAUCCCCAAAAUCUCUGGCUCCUGAACAACCAUGUUAUAUGACUAGCACACCGAAGAGCCCAUACGUGGAGACUCCUCAAUUUGCAGGUGUGCAGUAUAACUAUAACUUUCCAAUGCCAACAGCACCUCCUGGUGCACAAAGAUAUCCUCCAUCUACAGGCAGAGAAUGAAUUUAUGGUGUGUAUCACAUUGUUACUUGCUUGUAAUAUAACUCCUCAAGUAAGUUUCUGUGGUGGAGAAGCAGGGUUCUCAUUCAUUUGAUGCUUUUGUUUGUAACGAGUAGUCAUGGUGGAUUCAUGCCUGCCUCUAGAUGAUUGGGCAUUUUCAGAAGCUUUAGAUGUGUCUCCAUGGAAAUGUUGCAGGCACCAUGUGCCUACCAAGGGGGGAAAAGAGGGUGUGGGGUAGGGUUUAAAUGACUUCAACUUCACAGGCUAGAUAAGAUUGGAGGUGGUUUAAUCUUAUUUUCUGCUGCUUAUUUAUGUACUUAACGUUCAUUCUCUGGCUCCACCUUGUAUAUCUGAGGUUUCCAGUUUGGCUUGGCUUGAGUUUCAGCUCUUGAUACAGUUGUAUGAGAUCACAUAUUAUAUGAUGAAAAUUAGACCUGUUGUAUA
This is a messenger RNA of Telopea speciosissima, 1803 nucleotides long. Its product is annotated as chaperone protein dnaJ 10. NCBI's taxonomy places the organism in Eukaryota, Viridiplantae, Streptophyta, Magnoliopsida, Proteales, Proteaceae. The transcript is spliced from 10 exons. The record is from RefSeq and is a predicted model, not a curated record. Bases 151 to 1362 code for a protein of 403 amino acids.